ACGUAAUAAUCUGGUCUUCUAAUGAACCGUCAUCCACGUUUUUUCACCACUAAUAAAAAAGGUGAAAUAUAUGAACUUAAAAAACAGUUAAAUAGUGAAUAUAGACAAACACGUAGCGAUGCAGUAAAGAAAGUAAUUGCCAGCAUGACAGUAGGAAAAGAUGUUAGUGGUCUAUUUCCUGAUGUUCUCAAAAACAUGCAAACGGAUGACAUUGAAUUAAAGAAAUUAGUUUAUCUUUAUUUGAUGAAUUAUGCAAAAACACAACCUGAGCUUGUCAUCUUAGCUGUCAAUACAUUUGUUAAAGAUUCAGAUGAUCCAAACCCUUUAAUUCGUGCAUUGGCCAUCCGUACUAUGGGUUGCAUUCGUGUUCAAAAAAUCAUUGAUUAUCUUAUGGAACCUCUCCGAAAAUGCCUCCAGGAUGAGAACCCAUAUGUUCGUAAAACAGCAGCUAUUUGCGUUGCAAAGCUUUUUGAAAUAGAGCCUGAAAUGACAGAAGAACAAGGAUUUAUUAAUAUGUUGAAAGAUAUGGUAUCAGACGUAAAUCCUAUGGUUGUUGCUAAUGCAGUAAUUGCAUUAGCUGAUAUUCAUGAAGACAAUCCUGAAAAACAUUAUUUUCAAGUUACUGAGACAGUUGCCAAUAAGCUAUUACAUGCUUUAAAUGAGUGCACAGAAUGGGGUCAAAUCGCUAUUUUGAAUGCUUUAACAGAUUAUAAGCCAAAAGAUGGAAAGGAAGCAGAGACUAUAUGUGAUCGUGUCAUACCACGUCUACAACAUGCUAAUGGUGCUGUUGUUUUGUCAGCAAUCAAAAUUAUAUUAAUGAAUAUGUAUUAUGUAAAAGAUAAGGAAAUGACACAAACAUUUUAUAGAAAGAUGACGCCUCCACUUGUUACUUUGUUAUCGAGCCCACCAGAAUUUCAAUACAUUGCACUUCGUAAUAUUACACUUAUAUUACAAAAAUGUCCCCAAGUGUUAAAUAAUGAAAUGCGAGUCUUCUUUUGUAAAUAUAAUGAUCCACCUUAUGUAAAACUAGAGAAGCUUGAAAUCUUGAUUCGAUUAUGUAAUAGUAGAAAUGUAGAUCAAUUAUUAAGUGAAUUAAAAGAAUACGCAAAUGAAGUUGAUGUCGACUUUGUUAGAAAGUCAGUAAAUGCUAUUGGUCGAUGUGCUAUCAAGAUCGAUGACGCUACUGAACGUUGUAUAAAUGUUUUAUUAGACUUAAUCAAGACAGGUGUAAGUUAUGUAGUUCAAGAAGCUAUUGUAGUAAUCAAAGAUGUUUUUCGUAAAUACCCUCGUACGUAUGAGGGUAUUAUUCCUCAAUUAUGUGAAAACCUUGAGGUAUUAGAUGAGCCAGAAGCUAAGGCCUCACUUAUUUGGAUCAUUGGCGAAUAUGCAGAGAGAAUAGAUAAUGCGGAUGAUUUAAUUGGAUACUUUUUAGAAAACUUUACUGAAGAAAAUUCUCGAGUUCAAUUACAACUCUUAACAGCUACUGUCAAGCUAUUUUUGAAGAAACCAAGUGAAAAUCAGGGCCUUGUACAAACCAUUCUUCAAACAGCUUCUAAUGAAUGCGAUAAUGCAGACAUUCGCGAUAGAGCAUAUAUCUAUUGGCGAUUACUUUCAACGGAUCCACAAGCAGCGAAAGCAGUUAUAUUAUCAGAGAAACCACCUAUUGCAGGAGAAAAUCAAGAAUUAUCAUCAGCCCUUUUAGAUGUUUUAAUAAGAGAAAUUGGUACACUUGCCUCUGUCUACCAUAAACCAUCUGAAACAUUUAUUGCUGGUAAAACAUAUGGUGCUGAUAAUGUAUCUAAAGCAAUGCAUAGUCACUAUGAUGAAGAAGAAGAUCCCAAUGCUCCACCUCAAAAAAUUAGAGAAGCCAUUAAGAAUAAUAAUAUUGGCGAUUUACUAGAUUUAGAUUGGAGUGAGCCUUCACCAACUCAAGAGAUGCCCAUUAGUAACAAUCUAUUUGAUGAUUUACUAUCAUUUGAUACUAAUACUAGUGUUAGCACAGUUAGCCAAACUACCAAUAAUCAUACAAACAGUACAGAUGAUAUAAUGAAAUUAUUCAAUACUAGCAAUAAUUCUGGUUUAAAAAAUGUAAACAAUAAUACAACUAAUAAUGAUCCUUUUGCAAAUCUUUUAUAA
Cokeromyces recurvatus is the source of this 2136-nucleotide messenger RNA. Its product is annotated as adaptin N terminal region-domain-containing protein. Gene Ontology annotation, molecular function: clathrin binding. Lineage: Eukaryota; Fungi; Mucoromycota; Mucoromycetes; Mucorales; Mucoraceae. The transcript has 9 exons. Bases 22 to 2136 code for a protein of 704 amino acids. The record is from RefSeq and is a predicted model, not a curated record. Gene Ontology annotation, biological process: intracellular protein transport; vesicle-mediated transport. Gene Ontology annotation, cellular component: membrane coat.